Ascoidea rubescens DSM 1968 is the source of this 1008-nucleotide messenger RNA. RefSeq lists its product as uncharacterized. NCBI's taxonomy places the organism in Eukaryota, Fungi, Ascomycota, Saccharomycetes, Ascoideales, Ascoideaceae. Bases 1 to 1008 code for a protein of 335 amino acids. The transcript has a single exon. The record is from RefSeq and is a predicted model, not a curated record.
AUGGAAAUAUUUUCAGGAGUUGUAAUUAGCGUUAUCGGGUCUAUUGCAUUGACCAAAGGUUAUAAAAAAAUCAAUAGUAUCUUAUAUGUUAAAGAUUAUUCAGCCGCUAAAGGAAAUUAUAUAAGAGAUAUUUUGAAUCCAGAACUAUUUAAAGACAGAGAUCUAAGUAUCUUUGAAAUCAAGAAAGAUGAGGAUUAUAAUGAGGAUGAUGACAAUGAUAACGAUAGAGUGAUAAUUAACAUUUGGGAAAUAAAUAAGAAAAAUCUAGAUUUACAAAGGUUAAAAUAUCAAUUUAUUAAAAUUAAAAAAAAAGAAUGGGAAAUGAACAAUGCAAUUGAUGGCUCGAAUAUUUGUAUUAUUAAUUUAGGAGAUGACAUGUUUUUCAGAAAGCCUAAAAUUUCAUUCAAAAAUAUUGAAACAAAGAGAGCAGUUGAGUCGAAUAUUUUAUCAGAAGAAAAUGAGGAUACUGAUGAGCCAGGAAUCAGUCAUAAUAUAGAAGGAAACAAUACUGACGAGUUUGCAGAAUUCUUUGAGCUUAGUUCUAUGGGAUAUGAUAUCAGAACAUUGAAAACAAUUGAAUUGAAUAAUAAAAAAGGCGAUAAGGAAACUGAGUUUAUAAUAUCAGAGAUUGAUGAGGAAACUAUCCCAUCAAAGCUACAUAAAAAACUACAGAAAUCGAAAUCACGAAAUGCCAACAAAAACAACGACGGGAUACUGAAGUACUCCUGGAAAAACACUAGUGGGUAUCUCGAGAGAAUCAUCAGGAGGGAAGAAGAGUACGACGAGGGAUAUGAAAGAAUAGCUGUUGGUGAGAGCCUCAACGAGAAGCAAAUUAACUUCAAAAUCAGACUCGACACCAAAUGCUGCGACGAGAAAAUCAUUCUUGCAUCGUCCUUUGUCCAGAUUAUGCGCGGUUCUUGGGACAAGACCCUGAUGUUGGCCAAAGAGCUCAGGACACGAAAAGCAUCAGUUUUGAGAAAAGCCGCAGCGUUCUGGUACAAGCCCUGA